Tetranychus urticae (two-spotted spider mite) is the source of this 1303-nucleotide messenger RNA. RefSeq lists its product as uncharacterized. The record is from RefSeq and is a predicted model, not a curated record. NCBI's taxonomy places the organism in Eukaryota, Metazoa, Arthropoda, Arachnida, Trombidiformes, Tetranychidae.
UUGAUAUUUUUAGUUGGCAAUCAUUUCUAGCUGAAGAAGAGAAAAAAAUAGAGAAAGUAAGAACAGCUUUUCUUUAAUAUCUUACCUUGUGUAUUAAAUUAGACUCACCUUUUUUCAACCCUAAUUGUCAGAGAUUCCUCCUUACUCUAUCAAAUCAUUAAUGUAGACAGUCAUCAAACUAGAAAUACUUACCUCAUUUUACAAUUAACUUUUCACUUGGAAACAUCUCGAUACACCUAUACGUGCUGCAAGUUGAUUUCAUUGUUACUUAUCCAAAAUGUUUAAGAAAGUGUUUGUUGCAGCAAUUGUUAUUGCUUUCUGUCUUACCUUGAUUAGUUGUGCUAAUGACAAGAAGAAGAACAAAUUCAGAGGAAGAAGACCCAAAGCUAAUUGUCACAUGAAAGAGUUACAAGAUUGUAUUGAAAAGGUUGAUCGAUAUACAAAUGAUUCACAAUCGUACAAAUUGAUUACAUCUUCAAGAGGAAUUGAUGAGAUUUGCUCAAAUUCAUUGGAAGGUGUAAACUGCUUCAAAGAUCAUAUGGAAAAAUGUGGAACUCCAAUUCAAAAGGAAAUGUUUGAAUUUGUUCUCGAUCAAUUCUCGAAAUCUAUUGAUAGAUUUUGUAAACCUGGUGAAUUAAGAACAGAAUUCCUUCGUCAUUCUCCAUGUAUUGCUGAAAAUGUUUUAGGUAAAGAUGAGUACAAGACUAAAUGUAAUCAACCCUACCAGGCCUCUAUUGACAAGGUUAACAAACAUGAAGACUUCGAUGAUCGACUUGAUUUAACUUGCUGUUCAUACAAUCGGUGGCAAAACUGUUUACUCGAGAUGACUGCUGAAAAAUGUCAAGGAGCUGGUAGAGAAGCAAUGAAUAAUUUCAUGGAGAAAGCAUUUACUGGAUUAAGUGACAUGGUCUGUAAACAAGAUGACUUCUUAUUUUCAAGUGACCGAUGUAAAGCAUUAUAUCCUGCUGCUGGAACUCUCGUGGACCCUAAAAAGUCAACCAAUCCAAUCACCAAACAUUUGACCUCUUAUUUCCGAUUCUUGGUGACAAGUUAAGUUACCAAUAAUCGAAUAAAUUGUAAAAGGUUAACAAUGAAUGUAAAUUUGAUGAAUUGGGUUGAGUGACUUGCAACUGAGGAAUACCCAAAUGUUAACCUUAAGAUCAACAACAAAAAACAAAAACAUUUCCCAAGGAACUGAACAAAGAUCGGCUGCCUCAAAUUAUAACCAUAUUUUGUGAUCAUCUUUUUUGUAUUUUAUAUUAUUAUGUCUUUCAUUAUUAAUUAAAAUCUUGCAUUUCAUUUA